UAACAGUUCAUCAAUUAUCCCCCUUUAUUCUUAAUGUGAUCAGGCAUUAUGAGUACUUCUCAGUCAUUUCCUACAGCUUCUACUCCUUCUACUCUUCUUGAAGCUGCUUCUUUUCCCGACGAUUGUCUUCCUCCAGAAGCUGAAUACCAAUCUCGCGAUGAGCUGAUUACCGGUAUCCAGCAUGAAGUAUCCAAUCUGAUCUCCGUCAAUAUCAUCUUCUUUUAGCAAUUCAAGAACAACUGA
Molecule: messenger RNA, 243 nt
Organism: Ilyonectria robusta
Lineage: Eukaryota; Fungi; Ascomycota; Sordariomycetes; Hypocreales; Nectriaceae
Exons: 1
Coding region: 49-225 (58 amino acids)
Source: RefSeq, a predicted model, not a curated record